Molecule: messenger RNA, 3968 nt
Organism: Rhineura floridana
Lineage: Eukaryota; Metazoa; Chordata; Lepidosauria; Squamata; Rhineuridae
Product: zinc finger protein 160-like
Exons: 1
Coding region: 79-1965 (628 amino acids)
Biological process (GO): negative regulation of transcription by RNA polymerase II
Molecular function (GO): DNA-binding transcription repressor activity, RNA polymerase II-specific
Source: RefSeq, a predicted model, not a curated record
AUAAAUAGGAAUCAUAAUAUAUUCACAGGAUUUCUCCACAGCAUUUUAUCUCCUUUCCUUUCCUUUCCAUCAGGACACAUGUGGGGGGUCAAGGCUGAGGGAGAACCAUCUGAAGUAUCACUGGGAAAAGCUGAGGAGCAGAUGCAGGAGCAGAAACUGAGGAGUCAAGAUGGAGCAAAGAGACAAGAGGAGCGACAGACGCACACAGGGGACAAACCUCAUUCAUGCUUGGAGUGUGGAAAGAGCUUCAGUGACAAUAGCAACUUUAUGUCGCAUCAAAGAAUUCACACAUGGGAAGAACCUCAUACAUGCUUGGAGUGUGGAAAGAGCUUCAGUCAGAGUGGCCAACUUACUUCGCAUCAAAGAUGUCACACCGGGGAUAAACCUUAUAAAUGCUUGGAGUGUGGCAAGAGCUUCAGGUGGAGUAGCACCCUUACUUCGCAUCAAAGAACCCACACAGGGGACAAACCUUAUAAAUGUGUGGAGUGUGGAAAGAGCUUCAGUCGGAGUGACCACCUUACUUCGCAUCACAGAACUCACACAGGGGACAAACCUUAUAAAUGCUUGGAGUGUGGAAAAAGCUUCAGUCAGAGUGGCCAACUUACUUCGCAUCAAAGAUGUCACACUGGCGACAAACCUUAUAAAUGCUUGGAGUGUGGCAAGAGCUUCAGUCGGAGUGACCAACUUACUUCGCAUCAAAGAUGUCACACUGGCGACAAACCUUAUAAAUGCUUGGAGUGUGGAAAGGGCUUCAGUCGGAGUUACCACCUUACAGUGCAUCAAAGAACUCACACAGGUGACAAACCUCAUAAAUGCUUGGAGUGUGGAAAGACCUUCAGUCAGAGUAGCCACCUUACUUGUCAUCAAAGAACUCACAUCGGCGAUAAACCUUAUAAAUGCUUGGAGUGUGGAAAGGGCUUCAGUAACAAUAGGAAUGUUACUUUGCAUCAAAGAAUUCACACAGGGGACAAACCUUAUAAAUGCUUGGAGUGUGGCAAGAGCUUCAAUUACAGUAGCACCCUUACUUCUCAUCAAAAAUGUCACACCGGGGACAAACCUUAUAAAUGCUUGGAGUGUGGAAAGAGCUUCAGGUGGAGUAGCAGCCUUACUUCACAUCAAAGAACUCACAGAGGGAACAAACCUCAUAAAUGCUUGGAGUGUGGAAAGAGCUUCAGGUGGAGUAGCAACCUUAUGGUGCAUCAAAGAACUCACACAGGUGACAAACCUUAUAAAUGCUUGGAGUGUGGAAAGAACUUCAGUUACAGUAGCACCCUUACUUCUCAUCAAAAAUGUCACACAGGGGACAAACCUUAUAAAUGCUUGGAGUGUGGAAAGAACUUCAGUCAGAGUAGCCACCUUACUUCUCAUCAAAGAACUCACACUGGUGACAAACCUCAUAAAUGCUUGGAGUGUGGAAAGACCUUCAGUCAGAGUGGCCAACUUACUUCGCAUCAAAGAUGUCACACCGGGGAUAAACCUUAUAAAUGCUUGGAGUGUGGAAAGAGCUUCAGGUGGAGUAGCAACCUUACUUUGCAUCAAAGAACUCACACAGGGGACAAACCUUAUAAAUGCUUGGAGUGUGGAAAGAACUUUAGUCAGAGUAGCCACCUUACUUCUCAUCAAAGAACUCACACAGGUGACAAACCUCAUAAAUGCUUGGAGUGUGGAAAGACCUUCAGUCAGAGUAGCCACCUUACUUCUCAUCAAAGAACUCACACUGGCGACAAACCUUAUAAAUGCUUGGAGUGUGGAAAGAGCUUCAGUAACAAUAGGAGUGUUACUUUGCAUCAAAGAAUUCACACAGGGGACAAACCUUAUAAAUGCUUGGAGUGUGGAAAGAGCUUCAGUGACAGUAGCACCCUUACUUCACAUCAAAGAACUCACAGAGGGAACAAACCUUAUAAAUGCUUGGAGUUGUCAUGGCCCCGUCAGAGGACUCCUCAGAUGAGGACGACUUGGGAGUAACAGCAGCAGACCCAGAAGCAGCAGACCCAGAAGGAGACACGGAGGAGACUCCUGAGAAUCCAGCUCCUUCUCCCCCUCAGCUGCAGAGCACCCCAGAUACAGCAAAGGCCCUGCAGCCAGACGCAGACAGUGAACAGGAUUCUCCUCCCUCACCUGCAGAACGUAGACAGCAGAAGGUCAGGCAGAAGAGAGGCAGGCCUGUCCCCUUAAGGCCAAAACGCUGAGGGCUCACACCUGCUGUCAAACCUGCUUCUUAUGAGGCACACCUUCACUUCGGCUUGUUGCUGACUGCAGCGUCAGGCGUGGCUUCGUGUAUUCCUAGUUUCCUUGCAACCUCUUUUGGACUGACCCCUUGGCACUUGAUCCCGGACCUCUACUGACCUCGCUUCUGGACUCCUGACUCGGCAAGUACGCUUCGGACAGGCCUGGCCCUUAUCAGCUUCCCUCCUCCUAGACCUGGCAGAUUUACGGCCAGACUGCCGGCUAAGGGCUUUGCUUACCUGCCAACCACCCAGGAAUUUCCAGCCCCCACCAGCACUGCUGACGCAGUGUAGAGCUGACAGGAGUGUGGAAAAAGCUUCAGUCAAAGUAGCCAUCUUAUGGUGCAUCAAAGAACUCACACAGGACAAACCUUAUCAGUGCUUGGAGUGUGGAAAGAGCUUCUUUUAGAAUAGCAAUCUUACUUCGCAUCACGAAACUCACACUGGGGACAAACCUUAUCAAUGCUUCGAGUGUGGAAAAAGCUUCAGAUGGAGUAGCGCCCUUACGGUACAUCAAAGAAGUCACACAGGGGACAAACCUUAUCAAUGCUUCGAGUGUGUAAAAAGCUUCAGAUGGAGUAACGCCCUUACUUCGCAUCAAAGAAUUCACACAGGGGACAAACCUCAGUGAGCGAUGUGCCCUUACUUUGCAUCACAGAACUCAUACAGGGGACACACGUUAUCAAUGUUUGGAGUGUGGAAAGAGCUUUUGUCAGAGUGGCCAGCUUGCUUCGCAUCACAAAACUCACACCGGGGACAAACAAUUCUAACACAGGCUGGGAAAGGUCUCAACCUGAAAGGCUUGUUGAAAGAGGAAAGUCUUCAAAAGGCAUCAAAAAGAUAGCAGAGAUGGCGCCUGUCUAAUAUUUAAGCGGAGGGAAUUCCACAGGGUAGGUGCCGCUACACUAAACGUCCAUUUCCUAUAUUGUGCAGAACAAACCACCUCGGCCUCCAUUGCGUCUGCUGGGAGCCGUCCAGCGGAACUGUUUCGAGUGGUUAGGGGGCUUUUAAGUUCCAGCCCCCGUGAGGGUAAUUCUGACCACUCAGCAGACCGCUGUCAAGAAUUUGCACGGCACUUUGCGGACAAAGUCGCUCAGAUUCGCUGUGACUUGGACGCUAAAAUGGAUACAGUCUCUGAGGAUGUAACUUCGGCGUCUGUUUGUCCAAUUAAAAUGGAUUCUUUUCAACUUGUUUUGCCUGAGGAUGUGGACAAGAUCCUUGGUGUGUACUGGACCCUUGCCCUUCCUGGCUCAUUAGAAGUACCAGAGGGGGACUGGUCGAUUGGGUCAGGGGAGUAGUUAAUGCCUCUCUACAACAAGGCAGAAUUCCAUCAUGCUUAAAGGAGGCAGUUAUAAGACCACUGCUGAAAAAGCCCUCCCUGGAUCCCUCUUUACUAGGUAACUACCGGCCAGUCUCCAAUAUUCCAUUUUUAAGCAAGAUAAUAGAGCGUGUGGUGGUCGCCCAACUCCAGAGAUUCCUGGAUGAUACGGAUUAUCUGGAUCCAUUUCAAUCUGGUUUCAGGCCUGGCUAUGGGACAGAGACGGCUUUGGUCGCCUUGGUGGAUGACCUACGCUGAGAACUGGACAGGGGGAGUGUGUCUCUGCUGGUUCUUCUGGACCUCUCAGCGGCUUUCGAUACGAUCGAUCAUGGUAUCCUUCUGGGCCGCCUUGCCGAGAUGGGACUUGGGGGCACAGUGUUACAGUGACUCCAGUCCUUCCUGGAGGACCGAACCCAGAAGUGGUA